Messenger RNA from Cryptococcus amylolentus CBS 6039, 2273 nucleotides. RefSeq lists its product as hypothetical. Gene Ontology annotation, molecular function: transmembrane transporter activity. The transcript has 7 exons. Bases 199 to 1680 code for a protein of 493 amino acids. The record is from RefSeq and is a predicted model, not a curated record. Gene Ontology annotation, cellular component: membrane. Gene Ontology annotation, biological process: transmembrane transport. NCBI's taxonomy places the organism in Eukaryota, Fungi, Basidiomycota, Tremellomycetes, Tremellales, Cryptococcaceae.
CCCUUAUCACCAUCAAAUACAUAGCAGGAGGCAGUCACCCCUUCCCGCCGACAGCCGCCCUUGCCAGGCCCAGAGCAUGCGAGCUGCGAAGCUUGCCCGGCCCGGAGUCUUCUUCCUCUCGGUUCACCGCCGCGUUUCCCAUCUCCCAGCUCCAUCUGAUGUACGCAUAUCGCGUGCUUGAAAUUUUCAACACCACGAAUGUCUUUUCAGAAUUCUUACAAAAGAUCAUUAUGGACCGCUCUUUCCUCAUCCCUCUCACGAAUCCCUGCCUUCCCAUCUCGUACUCACAAGUACACUCCCAUCGCCAUGGCUCUUGUUCCCCCGGCUAUAGUCGAUACCCACGCCGUGACUGGCCCCCGUCCCACGGAUCAGCCUGGAAUCAUUCACGAUGACGUCGAUGAUAAGGGCGAGCUCUCUGGUUCAGACAAGGACGGAGGGCUCGACAACCUCAACUACAACCAGUCUGUUGAUUCCGUCGAGCUCAAGCUUUACGAACCCCCAGACACAUACGAGUCCAAGCACCGCUGGGAUCCUCGUGCACAGUGGACUCCCGAGGAGCAGCUAAAGGUCAGAAGAAGACUCGAUAUCCGAGUGGCCGCAUUCGCCUGCUUGUGCUUCAUGGCUCUCCAGCUGGACAGAGGAAACAUCUCCAACGCCCUCUCCGAUGGGAUGCUUACGGAUCUCAAAAUGAGCACUGGCGACUACAACACCGGCAUGACCAUCUUCUACUGUUGCUUCCUCUUUGCCGAGCUCCCUUCUCAAAUGAUCUCUAAGAAGCUCGGAAGUGAUGUCUGGAUCCCUAUCCAGAUGAUGACUUGGUCCGCCGUUGCCAUCGCCCAGAUGGGUCUUCAAGGCAAGCAAUCCUUCUACGCUACCCGUGCUCUCCUCGGUCUCCUCGAAGGCGGCUUCAUCGCCGACACCGUCCUCUUCCUCUCCUACUGGUACACUGCCGCCGAGCUCACCAUCCGUCUCUCCUGGUUCUGGGUCUCCCUCACCACAACCACCAUCAUCGGUUCCUUUCUCGCUGCCGGUUUGCUCGAGAUGCGCGGUAUUCACGGGCUUGCCGGGUGGAGAUGGCUCUUUAUGAUUGAAGGUGUGCUCACCUUCCUCGUUGGUUUCUGGGCUUUCUGGUACUUGCCAGCGAGCCCGACGCAGACGAAGAAGUGGUGGAGGCCCAAGGGCUGGUUCACUGAGAGGGAAGAGAUCAUUAUCGUCAACAAGGUGCUCCGAGACGACCCUACCAAGUCGGACAUGCACAACCGAGAAGGUCUGUCUAUCAAGCAGCUUUGGUACUCUCUCUCAGACUAUGACAUGUGGCCUAUCUACCUCAUCGGUCUCGUGGCUUUCAUCAUUCCUUCCACUGUCAGCGCUUACUUCACUCUAACCUUGAAAUCUCUCAAAUUCACUACCUUCCAAACCAACAUGCUCACCAUCCCCUCCAACAUUCUGUUCAUCAUCAUGAACCUCUCCCUCGCCUUCACCUCCAAGAGGCUCAAGGAACGUCUCUUGACAUCCGCCAUUCAGCCUAUUUGGCUCCUCAUCUUCUUGGUUGCCCUCGUGACUUUGCCAGACUCCGCCAAUCGAUGGGCGAGAUGGGCGGUCAUCACUUUGACAAUGUCUUAUCCCUACUGUCACCCCAUCAUGGUCUCCAUGAACAGCAUGGUACGUCUCCUCCCAUGAUGUCAUCUGACACCAGCUAAACUUGUCUCCAGAACGCCGGCUCCGUCCGAACUCGAACCGUCUCAAGUUCAAUCUACAAUAUGUUUGUCCAAGCCGCCUCCCUGGUCGCAUCCAACAUUUACCAGCCAUCCGACGCGCCCUACUACCACAAGGGUAACAAGGUCCUUAUCGGCCUGACGGUGCUGUCCAUUGCCUUGUUUGUAUUCGCAAAGCUUUGGUAUGUGUUUAGGAACAAGCAGAGGGCGAAGAUCUGGGAUACGUGGACGAUCGCGGAGAAGGCAGAGUAUCUCGCGACGACGAGCCAGAAGGGGAACAAGAGGUUGGACUUUAGGUUCCAGCAUUAGAUUUGUUGUGUCUUGUAGUUGUUUGAAUGGUUCGUACGUUUCAAAGAUUGUUAUCUGUACUCGCUUGGUUUAAUUUUGGGUUCUCCACCUGCUUGCUUGCUUUCAGACUGUUAUUACAUAGGCUGCUAUAGAAAUCUUGUAGUGUCCAAAAGACUGCAGACGUUCGAUAGAAGGUCAGAAAUGCAGCUCAUCACCUUUUUGACUAUUGAAGCCAAUGUCAGAGCAGUGCAAUCAUGGCUUGACGUUGUG